UUAUUUUUUUCCUUUUACAGAUCUAAUAUAAAGUGAAGAACAACUAAAGCACCAUUCACUGGUGGGUGCUAUUGUGUUAGGCACCAAAAGUUUUUGGUUUUUUUUUUUUUUGCUUUCUCCCAGGUACUCCUUUUAGUAAAAAAAAUCCACUGGUGCAGUGCUACUGUUUUACUUUCUCUUGCCUAAAUUGGGGGACACAGGCACCAUAGGGGAUGAAGAUCCUGCAGCUGGAGAUGGACACUAUGUUGCAAAAUAUGACUCCUCCUCCUGCCCUGGGCUUCAUCCCCUGCCUCCUCCUAUUACCCUCAGUUUCUUUUAGUGUCCUCAGAAGGAGAAGACACGGAUUUCUUGUGGCUGGAGCACGGAUCAGGGCCCCAGGCCUAAGAUCUUGCCACAUUCAGGGGCCACUGAAUUAUUCAAGAGCCUCUCCAGCUGCACCCUAUAUGCCCUUUAGCCUUCCCGCUCUCCGGAGGUCUGCAGGCUUGCUCCUCACCCCUGCGCUGUCUUCCCGCUCUACGGAGGUCUGCAGCAGCGGUAUACACUCAUCUGAGUGUAUACUAGCACACAUAUAUAUACAUAUAUAUAUAUACUACAUCUGUGCAUGUGUGUAUAUAUAUAUAUAUAUAUAUAUUUUUCUGUGUGCUUAUCUUCACAGGGGUCAACCUACACAGGGCACAACUGAGCUGGCGUUCUACUAGAACCCCUCUGGAGCGCGUCUGCCUGUCACUGCAGUACAUAUUGUAUCUGCCUUCUCCCUUCUGUGUCUAGCCUGCCCUUGCUACACUUCAGUUCUCAUUCCAGGCAAGUCCCACAUUUAUUCUUUGCCCACGGGCAGUAUUAAUGCUGUUUACUACUCUGUGCAGGUAUGCCCUUGUAUGCUGUGGGAGUAUGGGACCCAUGAGUCGCUUCAUAUCUCUCCUUUUCUCCCUGCAGGCCACCCCAUUUGUAUUGCCUAGCCUUUUACCCCUGCCUCAUAAAAAAAUAAAUAAAUAAAUAAAUUUAAAUAAAUGAUUUUAAAAGGGGAUCCUAUUGGGGAAUCUAUCCUCCCUGCCAUUCUACCGUGAAGGAGCAAUAUGGCUAACAAGGCAGAAGAGCCCAGGACCAACAAGUCCUCAGCUCAAUCCCACCCACAGGUUUCUUUUUUUAGCCUUCUCAAUUGUAAAACAAAAUUUAAUUCAGCCUCGGCUGAUUCACUGCGUGGGGCCUGCAGCAAACCUGACUCACUGCCGCCUACUCCGGCAGCUAACUCUGACUCUGAUCUACUUAGGGCAUUAUCCCUCUCACUUGCAGGCAUUCAACAUCUGGCCCGCAUACCCGAGACCUUAGACAAGGUUCUUGAGCGUUUAUCUCAACCUUCUCACGUUGACUCCCGACCAGGGACCUCAAAACGUCAUGCCCUAUCUCCUACAGACUCUCCUGAGGAUGGUCCCUCUGAUGAGGAAGGUCUGGUCAUUUCCGCGGGAAGACUCUGAUCAGGACCACCCUGAUCUAGACAUAGACGCCCCCAGAACCCAAGGGGAGGUGGAGGGCCUCAUUCAAGCUGUACUAAACACCCUAAACAUUGAGGACUCUACUGCCUCUAUUGAACCUUCUAAGAACAUCUUUAAAAGGCACAAGAAGAGCUUAUGUUUGUUCCCAGCAUACGAACAGCUCGACGAAAUUAUCUAAUCCCAAUGGAAAAAACCCUGAUCACAGGGUACAGCUCUCCAAACGCUUCACCCAGACUUAUCCAUUCCCGAAGGAGUGCAUUGACCUCUGGUCUUCUCCUCCCGCAGUAGAUCCUUCGGUCUCCGGGCUGUCAAGGAAUACCACCAUUCCGGUCGCCGACACGGCCGCAUUUAAAGACCCCAUCGACAAGCGUCUCGAAGGUCAAAUCUGCCUUCACUGCUUCCGGUUCCGCCUUUCGUCCUAUAUUUGCAAUAGCCUGGGUGGCGAAGGCCAUGGAGGUCUGGGUCGAACAAGUGGCACAGCUCAUCGGAUCUGAAGAACCUACUACCGACAACUUGCUCUCCCAAAUCGCUGACGCCACUACUUACAUUGGAGACGCAGCUCUUGACGCAGCACGGAUGGUUGCUCAACCUUCCGCUCAGUCCGUAGCAGCUCGCAGAUUUCUGUGGUUAAAAUCUUGGUCCGCUGACCUGACAUCUAAACGUUCCCUAGUCAGCAUACCCUUCCAAGGAAAACUACUCUUCGGGGCUGAACUGGACAAGAUCAUUUCCCGGGCAACAGGGGGAAAGAGCACCCUUCUUCCUCGAUCUCGACCCAGGAGAACACCCUUCAAACGGAGGCCCUUUUUUCGUCCCUUCAGACAAGGGCAAAGGUCAAAGACGCAACCUGACGAGUCCAGCUCUAACUUUUGAUCCCGCUUCAGGGCAACCAAAGACAAACUUGGUUCUCUUCCAAGUCUACCUCCAAGCCCUCUCAAGACAAGUCUCACACGGCAUGAAGGUGUGCCCCCUCUCGACGGGAUACCCUUAGGAGGUCGACUCAAGUCCUUUCGAGAGGUAUGGCACAACGGUAUUCGGGAUCAGUGGGUUCUCCGGGUGGUGUCACACGGACUGCUGAUCGACUUCACCCAACCCCCCCCCCCACAGAUUUUACAUAUCCAGAAUACCGACAAAGGCCUCCGACAAAACCAAAUUCCUCUCCGUCUACAAGACCUCGCCUUAGAGGGAACCAUUCAACCCGUACCACCACGGUCCGAACGAAGAGGCUACUAUUCAAAUCUCUUCAUGGUUCCCAAGAAGAACGGUUCUCUCAGGCCCGUCUUAGAUCUCAAAGAUCUCAAUCCCUUUGUUCGGAAGUGCCAUUUCAAAAUGGAAUCAAGACAGUCGGUCCUGUCGUCCAUAGAGGAAAACGAGUUCAUGACUGUUAUCGACAUCAAGGACGCGUAUCUACAUAUACCGAUCCACCCAGCUCAUCACGGCUUCCUCAGAUUCUACGUGGACGAUCAGCAUUGGCAGUUCGUAGCCCUACCAUUCGGUCUGUCAUCAGCUCCACGCACAUUCACGAAGGUCAUGGCGACCGCAUUGGAGGAACUGAGACUCAAGGGAAUAACUGUCAUUCCUUAUUUGGACGAUCUCCUCGUACAAGGUCCUUCCGCACCAGUAGCCCUCCAACACACAUCCCUAGUCCUAGAGACUCUCACCUCCUUGGGCUGGACGAUCAAUUUCAAGAAGUCGAACCUACACCCGACCCAAUCCAUAGUGUACCUAGGCCUAGUACUGGACUCCAGCCAAGGGAAAGCCUUCCUACCACGAGACAAGGCCAUGACGCUCCAGAGCCGAAUACGGUCGCUCAUGGGACCCAACGCCGUCCCCCUUCGGGCAGCCAUGCAGACACUGGGCACGAUGGUCGCUUCCUUUCCGGCCAUCCCAUAUGCGCAAGCCCACACCAGACCUCUCCAACACACCAUACUACUUCACCAACGCAGGGAUCGAGCCAACCUCGAUCGCAAGAUAAUCAUUCCCAGUCGGGUACAGCUCUCUCUACACUGGUGGCUUCAACCACAUCGCUCGACGGGCGGAAAAUUCUUUCCCCCCCCCCCAGCACUGGACGGUUCUCACCACGGACGCCAGUCUACGGGUGUGGGGCGGGGUCAUCGGCCAAACCACAGUUCAGGGUCUAUGGACCCAAGAGGAAAUGAGGCUACCCAUCAACCUUCUGGAGCUCAGAGCGAUCCGCUACUCACUCGAACACACGGCGUCGUUACUCCGGGGAAAACCGGUGCGGAUCCAGUCCGACAACGUGACGGCAGUGGCCUACAUAAAUCAUCAGGACGGAACCAGAAGUGUCAGGGCCCUCAAGGAAGCUCAGGCGAUCCUAAGUUGGGCAGAAAACAACGUUCCAGCGAUCUCCGCGGUCCACAUUCCCGGUGUGGACAAUUGGAUAGCGGACUAUCUGAGCAGGGAGCCGAUCGAUCGCGGGGAAUGGAGCCUACACCACGAGACGUUCCGCCUCAUUGUCGACAAGUGGGGGCUACCAGAGAUCGACCUCAUGGCGUCCAGGCACAACAGACAGGUCCAACAGUUCGUCUCCAGAAGCCUAGACCCCCUGGUCCACGCGGUGGACGCACUGGUGCUUCCCUGGCGAUUCUCCAGGGUUUACAUCUUUCCCCCCCUCGCUCUUCUACCGAAAGUUGUCAAAAAGAUAAUGAGGGAAAGAUCUCUCACCAUUCUAGUGGCCCCAUUCUGGCCCCGAAGGUCUUCGUUCGCAGACAUUGCAAACAUGGCGGCAGACGAACCCUUCCAUCUCCCGCAGCGGACAGACCUACUCACUCAAGGUCCAGUUGUCCACCCGAAUUAUCAUCUCUGGGCUUUAACGGUGUGGCUCUUGAAGCCUUGAUCCUACGGCGCUCCGGAGCCCCUCCAGAGCCAGUUCCUACCAUGCUCGCGCACGUAAACCCGUCUCAGCUAAGAUAUACCAUCGGGUGUGGAAGAAUUUCAUCUCUUGGUGCGAGCGGAGGUAUCUUGACCCACAAAAGGCGGGAGACCCUUUCUUUCCUACAGGAAGGACUCGCGAACGGUUUAGCCUUGAGUUCCUUGAAGGUGCACGUGUCUGCGCUGUCCAUCCUUCUACAGAAAAAGCUGGCACUGCACCCGAACAUCAAAACUUUCUUACAAGGGGCUACACGCAUUUUUCCACCCUAUCGCUGCCCCGUGCCUCCGUGGGACCUCAACCUGGUGCUCUCCACUCUGCAGGAGGCACCCAUCGAACCAUGGAACAGAUUCCUCUGUCUGCCCUAUCUGAAAAGGUCGCAUUCCUUUUGGCCAUCACCUCCGCUAGGAGAGUUUCCGAACUGGCGGCUUUGUCCUGCAUAUCUCCCCUCACGGUUAUCCACAUGGACAAAGUUGUCCUCCGACCCACGCCGGAUUUUUUGCCUAAGGUGAUAUCUGAAUUCCGCUUGAACCAGGACAUUGUGGUCCCUUCCUUGUGUCCAAACCCCUACGGUCCCAUCGAGACCAAACUCCACACACUCGACGUGGUCAGAGCUAUAUCUUGCUACCUUAAAGCCACAGCGGAAGUCAGGAAAUCGGACGCCCUUUUCAUUAUUCCCGACGGCCCCAAACGGGGCAACAAGGCGACCAAGUCGACAUUGUCCAAGUGGAUUCGAGCCAUUAUAUCGAGGGCUUAUGCUGUCAAGGGGAGACCUCCUCCUCUCCAGAUGAAGGCUCAUUCUACACGUUCUCUCAGCACAUCCUGGGCCUUCCGUCACCAAGCUUCAGCGGAACAACUCUGUAAAGCGGCCACGUGGUCAUACCUUCACUCGCUUCUACAGGCUCCACAUUCACGCCUCAGCCGACGCUGCCUUUGGGAGGAAGGUGCUCAGAGCUGUUAUUAGCUAUGCAUCUUGUCUACAGUGUCCCACCCUUAGGGGGCGCUUUGGGACAUCCCCAUGGUGCCUGUGUCCCCCAAUUUAGGCAAGAGAAAGAGAGAUUUUUGUACUUACCGUUAAAUCUUUUUCUCUUGUCCUAUAUUGGGGGACACAGGCCUUCCCUCCCGAUUCUGACACUGUUUUCACACUUGUUCGUGAUGUUCUUAUAAUGUUGUUAUUUACUUUUGGUCAAAGUUGUUCUUACUUUUCGAGGGUAUUGUUGCUCUGUUCUCUUCUGUUUUGGGCUGUUCUGCUCCUUCUUCGGUUGAAACUGAGGGUAAUAGGAGGAGGCAGGGGAUGAAGCCCAGGGCAGGAGGAGGAGUCAUAUUUUGCAACAUAGUGUCCAUCUCCAGCUGCAGGAUCUUCAUCCCCUAUGGUGCCUGUGUCCCCCAAUAUAGGACAAGAGAAAAAGAUUUAACGGUAAGUACCAAAAUCUCUCUUUUCCCAGGUCUUUUUAUAGUGCCGACCUACACUACUGCACCGGCACAAAUCUAUAAUCUGAAAAUUGUACUUUACAGUGCAUGCUUAAUUCAAAUUCUGAAAGGACUGCUAACUGUGAAAGGUAAGAUAGCACAGCUGCGGUUUUUAGUCAUGUUGACACCCCUUUAGCAAGUCAUGGCUCUCUAGGUAGAAUCCUGUGGGCUGGACAUAAUUGCCUAUGGAACUAUUUUAAUAUAAGUACUCCAUGGUAGCACUUAAAACAAAAAACAGGACAACUGAUUAGUAACUUAAUAGAAUCAGCUGGAAACAAUAGUAAGAGUAGCAAGGAAUAGUUUACAGUGCAAACAAUAAAUAUUCACUUUGUGCAGUUAACCUGCUUCAUAGGCUAUUCCUUGCUACUCCUACUAUUGUUUCCAGUUGAAUCUGUACCUGUGGCGGAGAACUGGCCGACUAAGAUAUAAAAAGCUUCAAGUACAUAGAAUCAGCACAAUUUCUCUUCUAAUGUGUUUCACACAUUAGGACAGUAUGAGUGGCUGACCGUAACAAACUGUCAAAUGAGAGCAUAUCUAACAGAUGCUGUAGCAUUCAUAGUACAUAGGAGAGAUUGAAAAUGCAACAAUUUCAUUGCUUUUAAAUGAAAUGUUUCUACACACUUUAUACACACUUUAUAAUUAACACACAGGUGUGUUAAUUAAAAAAAAAAUUCCACAAAAAAAAAAUUCCAUAUAUUAUAUAUAAUUAUAAUUAGAUAUACAAUCACCCCAUAGACCUGGUGGAUUAGAUUCUCCAAUCACACAGCUGCAUGAGGAAAGUGUUCCAUAUUUUACCUCCCAGUAGAGUGGCAAGUAGAUUUACUUAACGGCUACUUAAGUGGUUGACUUGAUUGGUCCUUCGGUGAAUUUCUUCCAAGAAUCCUUCCAAUUGUUCUAUUAACAUUCUUUUUUUUUAAACCUGGUUGCCUCUUCCAGAAUCCAUUUUAAUGUGGUAUCAAUGUGCUAAAAUAUUCUGUAUACCAAUAUAAUGUCCACAGAACUAUCCACAGUCAGAGGGGCUCUGGGAAUGAACUGAUUAUGUAAAGCAUGCACUAAAUGAGCAGUCCUCCAUAAAGUGUGUGUAAAAAAAAAAAACAAUAAGUUUAUAAUGUACAGACAGAGGCAGC
This is a messenger RNA of Xenopus laevis (African clawed frog), 6974 nucleotides long. RefSeq lists its product as uncharacterized. The transcript is spliced from 2 exons. NCBI's taxonomy places the organism in Eukaryota, Metazoa, Chordata, Amphibia, Anura, Pipidae. The record is from RefSeq and is a predicted model, not a curated record. The coding region runs from base 2733 to 4889 and encodes 718 amino acids.